ACAUUUCUACCAUAAUAAAUCGUGUUAAACUUCUUUAUUCAUUUAAAAACUGGUUUGCAAUUGACAUUUAGAAUUUUAGCGACUUACCAAAUGUCACUGUGAUACUAGUGAAAAGAAGUUCUUCAAUAUGAAACCGUUUUCAUCCAAAUAUCCAUUGAUUCAAACGAUCUUCUCGAAAGUGCAAUGUUACGGUGUAGUGUUUGUCCUCAUACCUGGAAUAUUCGUAUUUCAAUUGGCCGUCGUAUUCCCAAACCUUGUCACGAUUCUGGACGCCAGUAUACCAAAACAAAUCACCCACAUGUGUUUGGCGUCAUUCUGCUUUAUAAAUAUCGUCGGUAAUAUGGUCUUAAGUAUGCUUAUUGAUUCGAGUGUGAAGAGACCAAAUAAAGAAGGAACGUACUGUGACUACUGCCGCAUGAUGAGACCGGCGAAAAGUUGGCACUGCAGACGGUGCAACGUCUGCAUCCUAAAGCGAGACCACCACUGCACCUUCAUCGCGCGCUGCAUUGGAUUGUACAACCAGAGGUAUUUCAUCCUCUUCCUCGGUCAUGUCAUGGUAUCCAUGACGUACGCUACCUACUACAACUACUACUACGUGUCUGCGAAGUUUGAAGAUCAUAGUUGGAUUGUGUCAGCGUUCCGUAUUGUCAACCCACUGCUCAGGUUCAUAAUCCCAGAGCCGAUGGGCAUCAAGGAUAUGUACGUGGUAUAUUUGUUUAUGAAUGUGGGGCUUAUCAUCUGGUCGGGAAGCUUGUUCUUCUAUCACUUUAGAAAUGUUGUGAUGGGUGUGACGGCCUACGAGGCGAAGUACCCGGAACUUAUGAAUUCUGUAAACUGGAAAGAGAACUUAAUAAGCGUAUUUGGAACGAAAUGGUACCUGGCUAUGGUAUGGCCACUCGCUGAUAGUCCGUUACCGGAUUAUGUGAAAGGAGAAUAGUAUAAUAUAGAAGUAUUUUGUAACUAUUUUUUGUAAAUAUUUUAUUUAAUAAAAGCUGUAGAUGUAAAACGUACUUUCAUUCCCAAAUAAAAAAAAAAUGUAAUCACUGUAAUAAACCUGUAAAAGAUGGUAUCUGAAAUCCAGAAAAUGAACGGUCCUCUUAUGUGGAAAUUGAUAAAAUCUUCAGUCUGAAAUUCGUUCCUUGCAAAUUUUUCACCGUUAUCAAAACUGGGAGCGAUAAAAAGCCGCUUUUGUCCGUGUGCUUACCUACAUUGCUGCGCUAACAGGGCGCGGGGAGCACGUAACCGUUACAUAAGCAGCGAUAAAACGGUAAACACCCACCGCAUGCUAAUGUUCAGGAAGUGGGACCGGCUUUACGUGAGCACUGGAUGCAAGCGGACUACCCGCGGCCAGGACUGUAUGCAAAUUAUUGAAACUGGUACUUGAGCAUAGAUAGGAACAAUUUUAAAAAGUCAAUUUGAUUUUGAACUAUGUUUAGUCUCCAUGUUGUCAACCUGCAUGCUACUUGCUACCAUAAACCUUAUGGUUAUGACAUAUUUUGUAACAGCAAAGGUUGAAAUUUCAAUAGGUGUUGCAAUAUUAUUUAUUAUUGUAUGAGGAACCGAGGAAGUAUCGUAUCAAAUAUAAUCAUGAUGAACAAAUACCUCGGUGAGUUUGUUAAUAGAACGCUGCUAUUGUUUAUGAUGUUGAACAAUCAUUAGAUCAUCUACAUAAUAAUAUUACGAUACCUGUAGCUGUGUGAAGAAAAUUAUUGCUAGAAUGCUCCUAUCUUAUAGAAAUAGUAAAUGUUGAGUCGACAUCCAAGAUACAGAAGCAAUACAAAUAAUAAUUGUUAUCAACAAAAAAAUCAUUGAUCAAGAAGCUAAUAAAGCAACCAAAUUCAAUUAUUCAUCAGUUAUUGAAGUUCAUACAAAUACAAUUGUUGCUAACAUGACAUCGGGCAAUAAUUCCGCGCAUGCGCACGCGAUCUAUGUGGCCACCGUUAUACGGGACCCGUUACCACAUGCAGCGGACGUUUGAUUUGACGUAAUACUUAUUGUUAAUGGUGUACGUGGACAUGCUGUGCCCAAUAAUUUCGUAUUUAAUGAUAUAUCUUCUUUUGUUUUUCAUUCCAGUCGCAGAGGUCGUAGAGAUAUUGGGAUGCGAUAUGGACGUGUUUCAUAAGAGUUGGUUUAUAACAGAUUAUCUCAAUAACAGAAAUUACUAACAUUUACUACUGCAGUUAAAAAUUAUAAAUCCAUCACUAAAAUGACACGAGGAAAACUCUGCAUUAGAGAAUAUUCAAAGAGCAGAAAAUCUGGGUCAAAAAAUUUGUAAAAUGGAUCGUAAGUAAGAUAAACAAAAGUGAGUUUUGAAGUAUUUAGCAUCUGGGAGUCUUCUCCAUAAGAGACUUCAAUGAUUAUAUCUUUGAACUUCACCUAAUAUCUCGUUCACGAUAUACUAACUUUAUUCCAAAUAACCUCAUUCCACUUAUCAUUGUUAGUAGCAGUUGCAACAUAAAUAGUAAGGUUUGAUGUCAAUCCGUCAUCUUUAUAGAGGUCUCACGAGUCGCAAGUGGGGCGAGGGUAUGAUGGUGCAGUAUGUCAGACUUGUGUUCUUAAUCUACAUCUGAAAAGAACUCACGAUGUAGGCAAAGAAUGUGUGUUAAUAAAUCUUUCACUAGUAAAACUAAAUCAUGAGUGCAAUCACCGCUUCGCUAGUCAAAAGGACAAAACAGCAACUAAUAUUUUGAUAAUAAAAAAAAACGUGAAUUGGAAAUAGUCUGGAUAUUGCGAUAAAUACACGUUCGUAAUUUAUGCCUAGGUAAUCAUAGCCAAUUUCAAAUUUUCUUUUGUCGUAAAUUCGUUUUUUUUUCAAUUAGA
Trichoplusia ni (cabbage looper) is the source of this 2820-nucleotide messenger RNA. Its product is annotated as probable palmitoyltransferase ZDHHC24. NCBI's taxonomy places the organism in Eukaryota, Metazoa, Arthropoda, Insecta, Lepidoptera, Noctuidae. The record is from RefSeq and is a predicted model, not a curated record. The transcript has a single exon. Bases 128 to 937 code for a protein of 269 amino acids. Gene Ontology annotation, molecular function: palmitoyltransferase activity.